This is a messenger RNA of Spodoptera exigua (beet armyworm), 2820 nucleotides long. Lineage: Eukaryota; Metazoa; Arthropoda; Insecta; Lepidoptera; Noctuidae. The record is from the annotation of a GenBank genome assembly.
AUGUUAAAACGACCAUCACCUCUUAAGAAGCCGAGCGUGCACGCGAGUACAUCCAGAGCUGCCAAGCUCACUAACCUGGGCCCACACAAGGAGUAUAAGAAAUGGACCAAGCCACGUCUUAACAAUGAUCUGAUGGGGCCCUCGGCUCCUAAUGUAAAGGAGAUGAGUCGCGCCGCCGCCAUCAACUGCACACGCACACACGUGCGCCCGCCUGGGGACAGCACCAACACCGACGAAGUGCGCUUUCAACGCGUCUCUGUCAGUGGGAUACACGUCACUGGGGUAAGAAGUCACCACGAACUUGAAACAAUUUAUACUAGUAGCUAUAGCACUUUUCUGCGGGUCGAAGGGAACUGGGAAGCCGUCACCUCUUUCUGCGAAGCAGUGCAUGCUCGCAAAGAAGAAAGCGGAGCGCGUAAGGGAGCUAUCCUCGUCCUCACGACCCAGCCACCGCAGAAGGUGACAGCUGCAGCUGAAGGUAGCUCGCUAGAACCAGAUCCGAGCGUACGGCGCGUAGCUUUCCGCGCGCUGCAAAGAACCAAUAGACCGCCACAGACGGGGCCUUACAGGGCCGAUGUGCCGCUGGAGGACUUGAUCCGUUCGGCACAGCUACUGCUCCAGGCGCUGUCGUACCGCCAGCGAUACAUGAACCAAUCUAACCAGACCUUCUCCCCGGUGGUGGACACCUACCUGCGCAACCAGAAACGGCGCGACACCUACUCCAAUAUUAGGCUUCAACUGUCUGAUUACGAUGAAACUAACGCUAUUAACUUGGAUAGUACUCUAGCUGACCACUACAUGAAUCUGACGACGUGCUCCUCUGACGAGCUGGUGAUACCGAUGAAAGUCAGUCCUCAGGUCUCCGACGCUAGAAUGACAAUGUCGAAUGUUAAAAAUCCGGAUGCGCUCAGAGGUGUCACCGAGAGCUACGAGGAGUUGCCGGCCAUAUCAAAAAUGUUGUUAAUCGAUCCCUGGACGGUUCCACACCCACCGGACAUGCACUACGUCUGCCAGUGGCAGAAUGGGGUGAUGGUGAUCUAUCGCAAUCAGUUAGACGUGGAGGCUAACACACCUCUGCCCUACGAGGCCAUAUCCUUCCAGGAGUUCGCCGCUAACCUGGCUCACUUGCAGUCCAUGAUCUGCGACGGCCCGCUGAAGUCGUUCUGCUAUCGCCGCCUGUCGUACCUGUCGUCCAAGUUUAAGAUGCACGUACUGCUCAACGAGCUGCAUGAGCUGGCGCUACAGAAGGCGGUGCCGCAUCGAGACUUCUAUAAUGUGAAGAAAGUGGACACCCACAUCCACGCAGCAUCCUGUAUGAACCAGAAGCAUCUUCUGCGCUUCAUCAAGCGCACCCUGAGGACCCAGGCAGACGAGGUGGUGGCCAUGCGGGAGGGGAUGCCCGUCACAUUGAAGAACGUCUUCGAGGACAUGUGUCUCGAUGCUUACGACCUGAAUGUGGAUAUAUUGGAUGUGCAUGCGGAUCGUAACACAUUCCUUCGUUUUGACAAGUUCAAUUCCAAGUACAACCCUAUCGGAGAGAGCAGACUGCGCGAGGUCUUCCUCAAAACUGACAACUACAUGAACGGGAAGUACUUCGCCGGCAUUCUUAAGGAGGUGAUGGGUGACCUUAAAGACAGUAGGUACACGUACGCGGAGCCUCGCAUCUCAAUCUACUGCAAACGAUCGAACGAGUGGAGCAAGCUCGCUUCCUGGGCGGUGAAGAAUGACGUGCAUUCCCCUCACAUACGCUGGCUCAUACAGGUGCCGAGGCUAUACGAUAUCUACCGGUACAAAAAGAUACUAAAGAACUUUCAAGAGUUCUUGACGAACCUAUUCGAGCCUCUGUUCCUCGUCUCUGUGGAUCCUAGUUCUGACCCUGACCUGCACAAAUUUCUUUCGCACGUAAUAGGCUUCGACAGCGUGGACGAUGAGUCUAAGCCGGAAAACACUAUGUUGCCAGCUGACAUGAAGACUCCGGACAAAUGGGAUGACGAGGAGAACCCGCCGUACGCGUACUAUCUCUACUACAUGUACGCCAACAUGACUGUGCUGAACCAGAUAAGGAAAGAGCAAGGCCUGAACACAUUUGUGCUGCGCCCUCAUUGUGGUGAGGCAGGGCCUGCCGUGCACAUGUCCGUGGCGUUCCUGCUUGCUGAGAACAUUUCUCACGGCUUAGUACUGAGAAAGGUGCCAGUUCUCCAGUACAUGUAUUACCUGGCGCAGAUCUUCAUAGCCAUGUCACCUCUCAGUAACAACUCCCUCUUUCUGAGGUACCACCGUAACCCUCUGCCGGAGUACUUCUCUAGAGGUCUGAGGGUCACACUCAGCACUGAUGACCCGCUGCAAUUUCAUUAUACUAAGGAGCCGCUGAUGGAGGAGUACAGCAUCGCCGCCCAGGCGUGGAAGUUAAGCUCGUGUGACAUGUGCGAACUUGCUAGGAACUCUGUCAUCAUGUCCGGGUUCCCGCACGAGCUGAAGCAGCACUGGCUGGGCGACGAGUACCUGCAGGAUGGUCCAGAUGGUAACGACAUUACGCACACCAACGUACCCGACGUGCGCAUCUCCUUUAGACACGAGACUCUCAUCGACGAACUUGAGAACUUGUUCCGGGUCGCCAAACGAUCAAACGGAUUACGUGAUGGUAAGCAAUCAGCGCCGCCCAUUGACACUCGUUAUACCAAAGGAGUUACUACAAGGUACGUUGCUUUAAGGAUAGAAUAUUUGAGUAUAGAGGAUGGGGCAGGAAUGGCCAGCUCGACCAGAAUGAUACCACGGACUUACAGAACCAGCGUGAAGCAACACUUAAGUUGUUUCGCGUGA